AUGAACUUUACAAAGAUUGUCGGCGGUUUUCUGAGAGGUUUUGGUUUGUUAUCCACACCAGUUUGGAUCAAAAUCUCUUCACAUCAUAUACAAGGCCAGACACGAAAAACAAACAGCAUGGCCGUGUACUCCAUUUCAGGAGGGCCGCGCAGAGGUGGCGGGUCGGACACCGCCAGGACUCCGCCGCAGAUUCUGGCUGGCUUGGGUUACUGCAAGUGGUUUAAUGUCCGCAUGGGGUUUGGAUUUAUAUCGAUGACCAGCAGCGAGGGGAAGCCAGUGGACCCUCCGCUAGACGUGUUCGUUCACCAAAGUAAGCUGGUGAUGGAGGGCUUCAGGAGUCUGCGGGAGGGCGAGCAGGUGGAGUUCACCUUUAAGAGGUCAAGUAAAGGUCUGGAGUCGCUCCGGGUGACGGGGCCCGGCGGAGGCCCCUGCUCCGGCAGCGAGCGACGCCCCAAAGGGAAGGCCCCACCCCUCAAGCGCAAACCAAAGGGAGACCGGUGUUAUAACUGUGGAGGUCUGGACCACCACGCUAAAGAGUGUGGCCUUCCACCCCAGCCAAAGAAGUGUCACUACUGUCAGAGUGUCACGCACAUGGUGGCCCAGUGUCCCCACAAGGGGGCGCCGUCGCCCUCCGCGUCUCAGGACCCCCAACGCCCCUCCACCUCCGCUCAGUCCCAGGAAGAGGAGAGCCGUUCAGGCUCGUCUUCAUCCCCGGAGGAGGCUUCUCACAGAGGGAGUCGCUCCCAGCGCUGGAGAAAGAGCCGGGACUAA
Messenger RNA from Danio aesculapii, 771 nucleotides. RefSeq names its product lin-28 homolog B (C. elegans) (gene lin28b). Bases 1 to 771 code for a protein of 256 amino acids. The transcript is spliced from 5 exons. Lineage: Eukaryota; Metazoa; Chordata; Actinopteri; Cypriniformes; Danionidae. The record is from RefSeq and is a predicted model, not a curated record. Gene Ontology annotation, molecular function: nucleic acid binding; zinc ion binding.